This is a messenger RNA of Capsella rubella, 571 nucleotides long. RefSeq lists its product as uncharacterized. The record is from RefSeq and is a predicted model, not a curated record. NCBI's taxonomy places the organism in Eukaryota, Viridiplantae, Streptophyta, Magnoliopsida, Brassicales, Brassicaceae. Bases 63 to 353 code for a protein of 96 amino acids. The transcript has 2 exons.
CGUCGUUUUGCUUCUUCUUCCACCAAAAUUAACUUUUUCCGUUUUUUUAUUUCAGGUCCGAUAUGGAGAUUGAGAGAAACGUUUCAGUCCCUGGUAAGAAGAAUCUAGUUAAAGUCGAGUUCAAGCUUGGGACAGAGCGCUACAUCAUUGAUUCAUCAAACAAGGGUGAUACUGUAUUGGACCAAUUGGUUUCGAUGAAAGUUGAAAGUAUGAAGAUACUCAAAGAUUAUAUCACAAAGCUUAAUGUUCCGGAUGAUGAUGAUGUCCCCGACCAAAUCUUGUCUGAUGAAGAAGGUGAUGAUGUUGCUUCUCCUGUAAUAUGUCCUGUGAAACCUAAGAAGACAAAGAUUUGACUUAUUUUUUUAUUUGUCACUACUUGUCUUGUUAGCUGGUGAUGUGAUCUUGAACCUUUGUCAAAUUUUAUUGUUUGUGUAACAGUUUUGGGGUUUUCUAAAGAGAAUUGUGAGGUUUUGAAUCUUGCUAGUUGGAAUUUAGAAAUGGUGUUACUGAGUUUUUUACUGGAGAUUGGUGAUUGCAUUGCUUGAGAAGAGCAAAUCCAUUGAAUGAUGUA